CAAGGAGUUGACAGGAAGUUUUAAAAAAGUCUGUCAUCGGCACCUGUGUAGGACAAUUCACAUCCAAGAGUUGUUGUCAGUUUCAAGUUUUCUAAAGUCAAAAGAUGAGUUUUACUGUAACAGGGAUUCAGAGAAAAAGCCGCGGCCAACAAAAACAAGAGGACAGUUACAGUCGAGAUUUGGAGCAAGCUGUUGACGAGUUUGAAGAGGCUUUUGAACCGACACGCAGCGUCGCCAAACAGCGAUGGGACGCGGCCGUGAGCUCUACACGAAACAUGGUCAUAGCUCAAAUAGACUUGUACCAGUACAAACAGGAGGAGAUAGACGUUGAAGUACGUGACAUGAAGAUAUACGUGAAAGGACGGCACGUGACCGAGCGGGAAAAUGGCUACGAUGCGAGCGAAUUCGAGCGCUUCUACGCCGUCCCCGAGGGGGUGGACCCCAAGAUGGUGAGCACCCGUUACGCCGAUGGUAUGCUCAAAAUCGAAGCUCCACGUCCCAAGCGUGAAUCAGCGCCUCGCAAGAUUGCCGGGGGGGAGAUAAUCAGCGACGACGAAAAAUUCGAGAUCGUCUUGGAUGUAAGAAACUACAAACCUGAUGAAAUUGAAGUGAAGGUGAGCGGAGAUGAUUUGAUUGUGACCGGAAAACAAGAGGUCGAGGAAAAGGGAAGAAGGGUGACAAGGCAGUUCACCAGAAACUUCAAAUUGCCGCGUGACGUGAACAUCAGGACGGUGAAGUCUCGAGUCAGUGUUGACGGAUAUCUGUACGUUUACGCCAGGAAGGAAACGACUUGGGAUGAGGAGAGAGUUAUCAAUGUUUUGGUCAAUGGAAGACGAUCACCCAUCACAAAGACCCAGGCUUACUACACAGGAGGGGAAGAAGAAUAGUGUUUUCUUAACUUAGAAACUGCACGAAAAAUCGAAGUAGGAAAUUAUAUUGCAUUUUAGAAGCUGUUGAAAACAAUUCUAUAACUGACUUGUAGAGAUUUUGUUACGUUUGUUGUUAGAGAUAACAUUGACAGUUAUAUUCUUGGUUUUAUUUGUGAA
This is a messenger RNA of Dendronephthya gigantea, 1046 nucleotides long. RefSeq lists its product as uncharacterized. Bases 105 to 887 code for a protein of 260 amino acids. The transcript is spliced from 3 exons. Lineage: Eukaryota; Metazoa; Cnidaria; Anthozoa; Malacalcyonacea; Nephtheidae. The record is from RefSeq and is a predicted model, not a curated record.